AUGUCGCCGGCCUCACUCCGUGAACGAUACACGAUUCUCGACCAGUAUCAUUCCCAGCGUGCGAAGAUCCGAGUGAUAUGUGCUGGUGCGGGCGUGACAGGCCUUUAUCUAGCAUAUCGCAUGCAGAAAGUGAUGAAAGAUUUUGAACUUCAAGUAUACGAGAAAAAUCCUGAGUGUGGUGGGACUUGGUACGAGAAUAACUAUCCUGGCUGUGCCUGUGACGUCCCUUCACACAAUUAUACAUACACCUUCCGACCGAACCCACGCUUCACCAGUUACUACGCAGGCUCGGCGGAACUGCUUGCUUAUUUCAAAGACUUUAAAGAUGAAUUUGGCUUGGACAAGUAUAUUGAAUACCAGUCCAAGAUCACGAAAGCCGUUUACAACGAGGACACUGGCACUUGGUCGAUCGAUAUCACCCGUGCCAAUGGCACAACCAAGAAGGAUUUUUGCCAUGUCUUCAUCAAUGCUUCUGGCAUUUUGAACCAGUGGAAAUGGCCCGAUAUUCCUGGUCGAGAGAAAUUCACGGGCACCAUGUUACAUUCUGCUGCAUGGGACCCAAACGCUGACUGGAAGGGCAAGAAAGUUGCCCUCAUUGGAACUGGAAGUUCGGCAAUCCAGAUCACACCAAAAGUGCAACAGACAUCUGAACAUCUUACGAUCUUUGUUCGUUCCGCUACGUGGAUCGCCCCUCAACUUGGGGGCCUAGUUUCCUUGGCCGCUGAUCCUGCCCAAGAAGGCGAUACUCCUGUCAACCGGAUUCUGCUCCGAGGAGCAAGACCGUUUCAAUUCACAGAAGAUGAAAAGAAGACCUUCGAAGAAAAUCCCAACCUUCUAUUGCAGCUGCGGCGUAAGAUGGAACUGCUCCUCUGUAAUAAUGUGGACAAUUUUAGGGUAGGAACCCCAGUCCAAAAAAAGACCGAAGCAUACAUACGAACUGCCAUGACUGCAAAACUUGAAGGCUUUGAUGAGCUCCAGAAAAAGAUGAUACCGAACUUCCCAAGUGGAUGUCGACGGUAUACUCCAGGUAAAGGAUAUCUCGAAUCUCUAUGUCAAGAAAAUGUGUCUGUUGUCUUCGACACAAUCAUGGAAUUUACUGAGAAGGGGAUCAAGACAGCAGACGACCAGGAACAUAUAUUUGAUAUGAUCAUUUGCGCAACUGGGUUCGACGUGGCUUUUGCUCCUUUCAUCGACAUCAUUGGCAGACAUGGUGUCAAUAUCAGAGAGUCGUGGAAGGACGAGCCCAAUGCCUACCUGGGGGUUGCAGCUCCGGGCUUCCCGAACUACUUUGUCGCUCUUGGACCUCGAGGACCCUGGGGUAAUGGAUCCAUCAUACCAGCUAUGGAAAUAAACGCGGAUUACUUCAUCAAGAUGAUGGAAAAGAUGCAAAAGCAAAACAUAAAGUCGUUUGAGGUGAAACAAGAAGCCGCUGAUGAUUUCUGUGAGCAUGUAGACGAGUGGCAUAAAGGAUCUGUAUGGGGACAAGCGUGCCGAAGCUGGUACAAGAAGACAAGAGAUCCAUUGUCAAAACCUUUAUUAUGGUGUGGAAUGUCCCCUUCAUAUUACAAAACAAUGACAGAUGUGCGACUCGAAGACUACAACUGGGAGUAUGAGAACCGCAACCGCUUUGCUUAUCUCGGGAAUGGUAAGAUUGAAGCCGAUACCUACAACCCACGGGAGAGGCUGGACGCUAUCACUACAUACAUUCGUAACGCAGAUACCCCGUGGACGCUUGAGUAG
Molecule: messenger RNA, 1740 nt
Organism: Cladophialophora psammophila CBS 110553
Lineage: Eukaryota; Fungi; Ascomycota; Eurotiomycetes; Chaetothyriales; Herpotrichiellaceae
Exons: 11
Coding region: 1-1740 (579 amino acids)
Molecular function (GO): NADP binding; N,N-dimethylaniline monooxygenase activity; flavin adenine dinucleotide binding
Source: RefSeq, a predicted model, not a curated record